Messenger RNA from Nematostella vectensis (starlet sea anemone), 8348 nucleotides. RefSeq names its product 1-phosphatidylinositol 3-phosphate 5-kinase. Gene Ontology annotation, biological process: phosphatidylinositol metabolic process; intracellular signal transduction. Lineage: Eukaryota; Metazoa; Cnidaria; Anthozoa; Actiniaria; Edwardsiidae. The coding region runs from base 148 to 7572 and encodes 2474 amino acids. Gene Ontology annotation, molecular function: metal ion binding; ATP binding; 1-phosphatidylinositol-3-phosphate 5-kinase activity. The transcript is spliced from 38 exons. The record is from RefSeq and is a predicted model, not a curated record.
UGACACAAUUUUUUGACGCAAAUGAGAGAGAAACCAACAAGAGGAGAAUUUGCCCUGCAAAAAGAUGGACUGCAGGGCUCUGAUAAACAACUCUUAAUCGAGACAAAUGGCUUUGGCAGGAGCGAGUGAGAUUUUAGCCAGGCUACAAUGCAGAGUUCGAAGGCACAGAGACCACAGGCCCCUAACACAGCCAGGAAGAUUCCGCCAUCUGCAAAUGCUGGUGGUGGGUCACACUCAGCCCAUAGAUUCACUUCCUUUACACCUCUAAGCCCAGAAGAAUCGAAAGGGAUUUUCAAUUUCUCAAAGCUGCUUCCAUGGCGACGAUCAGAGCAAUCUACAGAUCGAGCACCAGCUAAAACAGUGGUAAAUGAACACGAAUCAGAUCAAACAAGUCCCAAAAGAGCUGGUACUCCGGAAGUUGCUUCGCCACCAAAACAAAAGCCUACACCACGCUCAUCACCUCCAAAAGCAGCCACUCCUAGCCCAAAAAUAACAAGGUCAUGGUCCUCUCCUUUGUUCAAUCGGCGCCAAGCACACGCCCUUCCACGAACUUCUGUCUCUAACACAGGACAGUCUAGACAACUCCCACCUUCGUACCGCAACCUUAGUGCAUUGUUCAGAAGACUUAGUGUCAUAGCAGAUCACACAAAGGAAGGACAGCUGUCUCAGGCAUAUAAGGAAAGUGAUUUCAAGCAGUACUGGAUGCCAGAUGAGACCUGCAAAGAAUGUUAUGAAUGUGGAGAAAAGUUUAAUACUUUCAGAAGACGCCAUCACUGUAGGCUCUGUGGACAGAUUUUCUGCUAUCGCUGCUGCAAUGUUGAAGUUCCUGGUCAGCUCAUGGGCUACAAUGGUGGACUGAGAGUUUGCACUUAUUGCCAUAAGAUCGUCCUCACAUACACCCAAUCACCUGACAUGAUCCGAAAUCUAGAGCAGCUGCAAGCUGAUCUGCGUGCUGUCACAUUAGAAUCUGAACUCAACUUGUCAUGCACUUCUGGAAGCACACUGUCAGUGCCCAGGCCCGGGUAUGUCCAGUUUGAAGAGGAUGAUACAUUUUACCAGCCUGUCCCAAGAAAAUCAAGCUCCACAAGUCUGUCAGCUUCUUACUUUGACAAAAUGAAUGAUACUCAAAGGCCAUCUUCAGCAAUGUUGACAACUUCUGGGAGACCCUUUGAUGCCUUUGGGGUGUGCUCUGCUGAGGCAGACAUGCUAAAGCAAGACUCCUUGCGUGAGUUGUGGCAUCAGAUCAUUUCACCAAAAACAGGAAUUGAGCUUAUGAAUCACAGAUUCAGGCUCAAGACCUAUCAGAACUGCCUGAUAGCAUCUGAUCUUGUGGAUUGGCUUGUGAAUUAUGACAAAGUCUCUUCCAGAACACAGGCAGUUACCAUUGGCCAGGAGCUGCUAGAUUCGGGAUGGCUUGAACCUGUCCCACAGACCAAAGAUGCUCAAAUCUUCAAGGAUGAAUAUGCCCUCUAUCAGCCAGGGCCCGUUGCCACCAAGGACAUUCCUAGCAUUACUAGCACCAAAUACAACAUAGAUGAAGAGUCAAACGGAGCUGAAUCUGGCAAUGAGAAUAAUGAGGAUGAGGAUGACGAGGCCUUACCUCAGUGGUUUAGGCAACUGUCAGGAUAUGAGAGCUGUGAAGAACUUGAAGAAGAAGCUGCUGAUGUUGUUGAACCUGUCACCAUCAGCCCACAAGCAAUCAAACACUCAAGCUCAAAACUCUUGGAUCUUGAUGUGACUACAAGCUCCAUUGUGAACUGUGAAGAGGAAAGUGAAUUGUCAUUGAGGGUCAACCUACAUCAUUUUAGCGAGGGGAGUACAGCAGAUGGCAAGGACGUGCCUUUAGACCCUGCCCACACUGUGUCAAUCAUCACAGAAGCCCCACCUCCACCCCUUGAGCAGUAUGUCUACACAGAGGGUUACCCAAUCUCUUCGCUAAGACCAGGAAAUAAGAAGCCUUCUGAUGUCCCUCAUGUGGGCACAAGUUCAGACGAGGUUCUCCAUGGUGCAAAGAUGGCUCAAAAGAUUGGUGUUAGCAGACCCGGUUCUCCUCAGCCAUCAUCUCCCAGAGAAGACAAUGGUGAAAGACAGGCAUUGGAUAGACUAAAUUUAGCGCAUGCCCUUCAUAUCUCAAACCUCUUGGAACAGUUACUAACCGAUGCAGGCCUGUCGAUGAAGUGGAAGGACACAAUUUUACCCUUAGUGGAUGCAAUUAGCGAACGGGUGCGACCAGAUGUUCGGGCAGAUGAUGACAUGAACAUCAGACAGUAUGUCAAGUUUAAAAAGAUUCCUGGCGGAUCUCGUGAUGAGUGCAAGCUGAUCAGUGGCGUAGUCUUCACCAAAAACGUCUCACACAAAAAGAUGUCAUGUGUUUUCAAUAACCCGCAAAUCUUGGUCUUGUGCUGCGCAAUUGACUACCAGCGUAACGAGAACAGGCUAGCCUCGCUUGAUCCACUUGUGCUACAAGAGCGAAACUUCCUCAAAAACUUCGUUUCCCGGGUGGCUGCUCUUAGACCAAACGUCCUUUUGGUAGAAAAGACCGUGUCGCGGUUGGCUCAGGAAAUGCUGCUACAACAUGGCAUCUCGCUCGCUCUCAACGUCAAGCCGGCAGUGAUUGAGCGUGUUUCCAGAUGUACUAAAGCCGAAACCUUGCGAUCGAUGGAGCAGCUCAGUCGGCCACGUCUGGGGUCUUGUCAGCUCUUCCGAGUUCAGAACUUUAAGCUGAAGAAUGGCGAGACAAAGACUUUAAUGUACUUGGAAGGUUGCCCUACUGAACUAGGUUGCACAGUCACCUUGCGAGGUGGAAAUAGCUUUGUUCUUACCAAGAUCAAGAAGAUAAUGCAAUUCCUGAUCUACGUGGCAUACAACCAGAAACUUGAGAUUGCCUUUCUUAUGGAUGAGUUCAGUUUACCUAUGGAUCCCCAGCCAAGUAUUGUGUCCAUCAAGUCCAUUGAUGGGGUGACCUCAAGCCCAGAGUGUUCAAGUGAUGACAGAAUGAAGGAAGAGUCUGAGGGAAGCCCAAGUAGGACAUCAAAUUUGGACAAAGUGAAGGAAAUGCUGCAAGAAUGCAAAGAAAAGUCUAGUGCUGAUAACUCUAGGCCUGACACCAGGCCAGAUAUCCUUGAUAAUGAGUCUUCCAAUUCUAAAGGGUCUGAAGAAAACGAUAAUGAUUUUGCUAGAACGUUCCAGUCAGCUCUCGAUCGGUUAAUACUAUCUUGUUCAUUCUUUGUGAGGUACCCAUUGCCCCACUUACUCACUAGGGAAGGUUCAAAUUGUGCUGUUCGCUCAACACUUCCUAAAGAAAUCUACUGGUCCGCCAAGUUACUACCUGACAACUACAGUAAGCAGCUAGCAGAAGAUGACUUGGAAGAGCUCGACCUCCCGAAUCCAGGACAAAACAAAGCAUUCAAAGUGUUUGAUGUUCUUCCUCCACACGUAUUCACCUCGCCCAAACUCGUGAUCGAUGCUAUAGAUCGAUCUCUGCUAGGCACAGUAGCAGAUUUUCGGGCGCAAGGUGGACGUAUUAAGCUUAAGAAGUGGGAUGAUGGUGAGCGUAGGAGAUCAAGGUGGAAUGAGUUUCCGUUUAAUAUGUCAUCUGCGGGCAGGAAUGAAUUUCUCUCAGGUCCCGAUGAUUUGAGUAAUAGAGAGGUGCAACUUGGUAAUCCCUCUAAGCGACAACAGUCUAGUAGCAGCCCCCAUCAAUUAAAUCGCAAGAUCGACUGCCUGGAUCCCCAUCUGCAUCAACGGAUAGCUGUCUUGUUUAGUAGCUACUCCAGUGAAUCCAACAACUCACCGCGGCCCUGCAUAAGUCCAUGGGCUGUGUUCAUGGAGUUUUAUGGUAGAAAUGACAUCACUCUUGGAGGGUUUCUAGAGCGCUACUGUUUCCGACCGUCUUAUGUCUGCCCUAACCCAAACUGUGACGUGACAAUGGUAGACCAUGUGCGGUACUUUGCCCACGGGACGGGCUCUGUUUACAUUCACAUGAAGAACCUUGAGUCCCCGAUUCCCGGCUUCCAACACACCAUCCUCACUUGGAGCUGGUGCAAGGAGUGCAAGCAAGUGACCCCCAUCAUGCCGUUAUCAGAUCGUGCUUGGACGCUGUCCUUCGCCAAGUACCUUGAAUUGCGGUUCUAUGCUGACUCUUACCGACGUCGCGCCAGCAUCAAACCAUGUGACCACUCCUUGCACAAGGAUCACUUUCAGUAUUUCGCUUUUGCCAAUAUGGUUGCAUCCUUUAAGUAUCGGCCCAUCAAGUUGUUCGAGACUGCCAUGCCAUCUACUGUGAUCUCAAUCAAAGACGAGUGCAGAGAGGCGGCCUACUGGCUUAACGACUUACAAGCCAUGUCCACCAGGUAUGGCGGUGGUGAUAUUUCUUGGGGCGAGAAUGUGUAUCAUUCCGUGUUAGACAGACUGGAGUCCUUGAAAGCUGAGCGAGUCGUUGAGAUCCAUGCUAAUGAGCGAGACACCAAGCUGCAACAAUUUGCCACACAGCUACAGGAAGAGCACGAGCGGUUUCUUGAGCAAGUCCGAGUUGUAAAGAAAAAGGUAACGAACCUCCAAGACUUGCAGGUGCACGAGGAUGGAACGCCAGACCCCCGGGAGCGCAAGGCCUUGGAAUAUGUGAUAUCUGACAGUCUUAACGGACUCAAAAGGAUAUUGUGCGAGCUUGCUGAUAACUGGACUUCAAGACUCCAGGAGUUCAUCCAAGCAGAGAAAAAGAGAGUUAAACCGUCUACUAACCUUGUACAGCAGCGCGAAGCAAAGGACAAGCAAUCGCCGGUUAAUUACUCCAUGACAAACAAGUCAUCGCCAGCACAAUGGAUUCCGUCUGAUGAUGGCGGUACGCCUGUGGUGCGCUCCGCGACCCACACUCCAGUAGAAUCUCGUGAGGCAUCUGUAUUUAUUGUACGAUCGCCGUAUGAAACACUGGCACGAACCAUCUCACAAGACGUCACUCAAAGCAUCUCGUGUGAUAACAUUCGAGAAGUCACACAGUCGCCCAAUUCUUCUAUUACGCAUUCGCAGAGUGUUAGUAACUUUCCAGUGAUGCCAUCUCCGAGUGCGCAAAAUACUUACAAAGCAGUGACAGUCACUGACGGAGUGGGUACAUUAAACAAGGACUUUUUCUUCCGACCAAUCACCGAGACACAAACAGACCACAGGCUCAAUUGGCAGCUAGGCGAUGAUGAAGUAAAACCGAAAGAUAGGCUUGCUGGGAAUGAAGAAGUUGACAUUGACCGCAAGUCACAGUCGUCCACCUCAAACCAACCGUUUUCUGAAAGCGCCGAUAUAGAGGAUGUGACCACAGAGAUGUUGCUUGAGAACGAAACAUCAGUCAGUCAACAAACCAAAGCAUGUGCGAAUGCCGAAUCGCCCAGCCGGCCAGACAAUGUAUGUGAGAAGUCACCAUCGCCCAGCCAGACAGGUGAAACAUUUGAGAACGCAUCAUUACCACACAAACCAGGCAAGGUAUGUAAGGACACAGCAUUGACCAGCGACUCAAGCAAGUCAGAUAAUAACACUUCCUUAGCCAGUAAGCCAUCCUUCGUGCGCGGUCAUAGACGCGUCAUGUCGUCCCCGCCUAUUGUAUCAGUGUCACCACCCUCGCCAUAUUCUGACGUAAUAUUGGGUGCUGGGAGUCGGACAGGGUGUUCGCUGGAUCGCAGUCGCAGUGAUACAGACGUGCACUUGUCUACAUCUGUUGAUAAUGACAAGAUGCUAAGUGUUCUUCUGGGGGACUCUACUCAGGGUCCAGACGUUUCAAACACUGAGGACGGUACUGACUCAGACAACGCAUUAAGUCAAGAUCCCUUCGCAGUCCCUCAUAACGGGAAAAAAAACGAUGCAAAAGGUCAUCGAAGAACUUUGUCCUGGGCUGAAAAAAAGUGGCAGGCAGCAGCAAAGAACGCUUUGACGGCGGAUGGUUCUGAAACGGAUGCGACAGAUGGUACACCGAUGCUAAAAAGGAAGGAUAAAGUCAAGAAUAUGAUCGUGAACUGGCUUCCCGGGGCUGCAUAUCAACCUGUCCCUUCAACAUUCCCUAGCCAUGAGCACCAUCUGUUACCGCCCGGCGAGAAAGUUCUUGUGGUGGUCAGCGAAAAGGAACCGAGCUCCAUCAUAGCAUACGCCCUAAGUACCAAGGAGUACCAUGUUAAGUUGUGUGCCAUCACGCAGACUAUGUCUCUUGUUAUGAAGAGCCGAGACCCUCAACCCCAACAGCUUUAUUACCAGCAGCAGCAAGUCGAGUCCCCCGAUAGGGAUGUGGAGACCUCUCUUCAUCUCACACUGAGUAGAGAAACCAUGAGACAGUCAAGCAACGACGGCUCCGAAGAAGAUUUUGUAAGCGUAAAUAUCCAGAAUCGCAGUAUGCUCGAUGAUCAGUUCGACCAAGUUUCGAUCGACACCGAACACGUAGAAAUAGUCGAUACGACUUCGGGCCGUGAGCCUGUCGUGCCCGACAGGCGGAGAAAGCAAACUUCAAGUCACUCGGACGACAUCGUCAAGUACUCGCGAGGCCAAAGCAGUGACAAAUCCAAGGACACCGGGGAGGGGGUAGUGGGGACCUCUCGAGAGCCAACUCGACCUGGUAGUAAAUACGAGGAGUCGGUAUCGGUUGAUGGUAAAAAGAAAGAAGAUUCAGAGGAUUCAGGUCUGGUAGAGUUUGGAUUUCCACGUCAAACCGGACAAGAACCUUUAAACUUUCACAUAAAAAUGCAGUUUUCUUACCCUGGAUGCCGGUUCGUAUGCAGCGUGUAUUUUGCUGAGCAGUUCAGAAAUUUACGAAAAAAGAUCUUUCUUGAUGGGGAAGAAAGGUUCAUCAGAUCGCUCGCACAUUGCGUCGUAUGGAGGGCAAGGGGAGGAAAGUCUGGUUCAUCAUUCUCCAAAUCAUUAGAUGACCGGUUUGUUCUCAAGCAGAUGUCAAAGCUGGAACUGCAAUCCUUUCUGGAAUUCGCGCCUUACUAUUUCCAGUACAUGAACAAGUCUCUUAACGACAAGAGGCCACCAUUGCUCGCCAAGAUUCUCGGUGUCUAUCGCAUUGGCUACAAAAACUCGCUGACGAAUGCGACGAUGCGACAGGACGUCGUAGUGAUGGAGAAUCUGUUCUACGAUCGCAAGAUUGAUGAGACGUUCGAUUUGAAGGGCUCUAUGCGUGGUCGCUACGUCGAGUCGUCAGGUGUCGAUAACGAUGUCCUGCUCGAUGAAAACCUUCUUGAGAUGAUACGCGAGCACCCGAUCUUCAUUCGCCCUCACUCAAAGGCUGUGUUAUCCAAAGCGAUUUUUAAGGACACGGAGUUCCUGGCACAGCACAUGGUGAUGGACUACUCGCUUCUCGUGGGGAUAGACCAGACAAGGUCCGAGCUUGUCAUCGGCAUUAUCGACUUCAUCCGAACGUUCACGUGGGACAAGAAGCUCGAGAUGUACGUCAAGUCGAGCGGGAUCCUCGGAGGCCAAGGCAAGAUGCCCACCGUGCUCUCGCCCGAGCUCUACCGCACUAGGUUCACUGAGGCCAUGCAGAGGUAUUUUCUUAUGGUACCGGACAAGUGGACAGGACUUGGAAACGACUUGGAUUAACUCAUGAACAAGUGGACUGCUCCCCGGACAUUGCCAGAGGCAAGUGCUUAUGGUACCGGACAAGUGGACAGGACUAGGAAACGACUUGGAUUAACUCAUGAACAAGUGGACUGCUCCCCGGACAUUGCCAGAGGCAAGUGCUUAUGGUACCGGACAAGUGGACAGGACUAGGAAACGACUUGGAUUAACUCAUGAACAAGUGGACUGCUCCCCGGACAUUGCCAGAGGCAAGUGCUUAUGGUACCGGACAAGUGGACAGGACUAGGAAACGACUUGGAUUAACUCAUGAACAAGUGGACUGCUCCCCGGACAUUGCCAGAGGCAAGUGCUUAUGGUACCGGACAAAUGGACAAGACUAGAGAAUGACUUCGAUUAGCUCAUGAACGAGUGGAAAUGCUUCCCGGACAUGGCUAGAGGCAAGUGCUUAUGGUACCGUACAAAUGGACAGGACUUGGAAACGACUUAGACUAGCCACUUAAAAACGAGUGGACUGCUUCCCGGGCAGAGAGUUGCUAUUUAAACGGGUUUGGGAAGAAUUGAUUUGAAAAUCAUUCGUGGUUAACCGACUUCUCGUUGGGUUGCCUGUGCAAAUACCCACAGUCCACCCACAAGCGUGAUAACAAUAAAAUAUUUAUUUUUAAAUUUAAAAAAAAAAUAUCUAUAAAAUUUGAAACCAAAUAUACCGAUAAUAUGUCUCAGAUAUAUAAAGUUUAUAAAAUUUACUCUAUGGGAUGAUGCAUUUGGUCGAAUAAUUAAAACAUCUAUUCGCAUUGUAA